This is a messenger RNA of Eruca vesicaria subsp. sativa (arugula), 267 nucleotides long. The record is from the annotation of a GenBank genome assembly. Lineage: Eukaryota; Viridiplantae; Streptophyta; Magnoliopsida; Brassicales; Brassicaceae.
AUGAGAUGUCUGAAACUCCUCUUCUACAUCGGAGAGGUUUCCUCCGAAAGAAACUGCCUUUUCACCGUGUCCCAGAAGCCCAAAGAGGCGUGUGGGAUCAACGCUCGUGACCUACAACGGCGCACAGUAUCUGUGAGAGAGGAAGAUAAUAUGGUUAUCACGGAGGCGAAGAAGAAUAUGUACUCGCCAGAUCUAAAGUCUGGAUGGGGGAUUCAUAUAGUUCAGGAGGAGAAGCUACUCGCUAAGAAGGACGGGCGUGAGAGUUGA